AUGACGGUCGUCAAGAACCCAGAAGCGGGCGUGAGCUCAUCUGCCCCUCCCCCGCCCCCGCGACGACCCAGCGAUUUGAACCUCGAUAAAACGGACAGCCAAGAAGUUCCCGAUGCCCUCGUUUCUGACGGAUUCAGCUUGCCUUCGUUGGAUGCCGAGACCGAGGCCCCGCCGGCCUAUGGCGAUCUUCCCGACCAGCUGCAGUUCAACCAGGCGGGCUUCGAAGCUGGCGCCAAUGUAACAGGGGAUGGCCGAGUCAACAUCAAAAUCAAUCAGAGCGGCAACCGCCUGGCCGAGAUCCUCGCCCCGACGCUACGAAACCAGCUUCUCGCCGAUAAGCGACCCCAGGCGCCCCUGCCUCCCGCCUAUAUCCCACCGAGCCUCGGAGGCCAGCCGGGCCAGACUCCUCCCCCGCAGCUCAACGUUGUCAUACAGAUUGUCGGCUCACGAGGCGACGUCCAGCCUUUCGUCGCCCUCGGCAAGGUGCUAAAAGAUACCUACGGUCACCGUGUGCGGGUAGCCACUCACGCGACAUUCCAAAAGUUUGUCGAGGAGAACGGGCUCGAGUUCUUUUGCAUCGGCGGUGACCCCGCUGAGCUCAUGGCCUUUAUGGUGAAGAACCCCGGUCUGAUGCCCGGUUUCGACACGCUCAAAAGCGGAGAGGUCAGCAAGCGCCGCAGGGGCAUUCAGGAUAUUCUUCUGGGGUGUUGGCGAUCGUGUAUCGAGGCGGGCAACGGGUUGGGGCCGCCGCCGAAACCGCAUGCCAAGGAUGAACCGCUGGACGAGCACUAUGGAAUACCAGGGGAUCCGACGCAGAAGCCCUUUGUGGCCGACGCCAUCAUUGCAAACCCGCCGAGUUUUGCGCAUAUCCACAUCGCGGAGAAGAUGGGAAUCCCGCUGCAUCUCAUGUUCACCAUGCCGUGGACGCCCACUCGCGCCUUCCCUCACCCGCUGGCCAAUAUUCAGUCGACAAACACCGACACGGUGAUGACCAACUAUGUUUCUUACGCGUUGGUUGAGAUGAUGACUUGGCAAGGUCUGGGCGACGUCAUUAAUCGGUUUAGAGAUAAAGCGCUCGAUCUGGAGCCCAUGUCGCUCAUUUGGGCCCCGGGCGUUUUGACGAGACUGAGGAUCCCUUAUACCUACUGCUGGUCUCCGGCACUGAUUCCCAAACCGAAUGACUGGGGCCGCGAGAUCGAUAUCUCGGGGUUCUACUUUUUGAACCUGGCCUCGGCGUUCACUCCAGAACCUGAUCUGGCUGCGUUCUUGGCUGCUGGGCCUCCUCCGGUCUACAUUGGGUUUGGCUCCAUUGUGGUUGAUGACCCUAACGCCCUAACCAGGAUGAUCUUCGAAGCUGUAAAUCUCACAGGUGUACGCGCGCUGGUCUCCAAGGGCUGGGGCGGCCUCGGCGCUGAAGAUGUUGGACUCCCGGAAGGGGUUUUCAUGCUGGGCAAUGUCCCUCACGACUGGUUGUUCAAGCACGUGUCGGCCGUCUGCCAUCACGGUGGCGCCGGUACGACUGCCGCAGGUAUCCAGGCUGGCAAGCCUACCAUCAUUGUGCCGUUCUUUGGUGACCAGCCAUUCUGGGGAGCCAUGGUUUCGAGAGCCGGUGCUGGCCCAGAUCCCAUUCCCUACAAGGAGCUCACGGGAGACAAGCUCGGCGAAGCGAUCCAAUUUGCCAUCAAGCCCGAAACUCAAGCUAGAGCUCAAGAGCUUGGCCACAAGAUUCGUGAAGAAAAAGGAACCGAUUUGGGCGGUAAGAGCUUCCACGAUCACUUGGACACCGACGAAUUGAGGUGCUCUAUUGAGCCUAGCCGGGCGGCUGCUUGGCGCGUAAGGAGGACGAAGGUUCGUUUGAGCCCUAUGGCUGCCGCGGUCUUGGUAGAAAGGGGCCUCAUCAAGUAUUCUGACCUCAAGCUCUAUCGGCCCAAGGAAUACAUCACGGAAGGCCAGCCAUGGGACCCUAUUUCUGCGGUCUCGACGUCGCUCGUCGCAGAUAUUAGCAGUAUCGGUAUGGCUGUGGCUGAUUUCCCCCGAGAGCUGUUCAAGAGCCGGAGCAAAGGAGACAAGACACCUGAGUCCACCACACCUGCUUUGACGGAAGCUUCUUCAAGUAAGCAGUCUCUUCACCAGAGUGACAAGGCAUCGGCGGUGGCCCCAAGCACGCACGCCUCGGAGUCUUCGACGCAACUAGGCGUCAUGGAAACGGAGAGUUCUACCCCGACCUUGCCGCAAUCUCCACAACUGGAUUCGGCAUCGUUGACGCAGUCGCACAAGACUUCCACUGCUCCUUCGAUGGUUUUCAGCCCCGCCGACGGCGCUUCGAUCGCUCGCAGCGAAACUACGCCCUCUGAGCAUGCGUCAACGACGCAAUCAGUCAGGCCACCCAACAGUCCGGGGAAGAGGUCUUUCAAAGAAUCGAUUCCUGCAAAUGUGGGCGUCGAUGCCGCCGUGGCAGCUGGAACGAGUGUCAGUCGCAUCGUUACUACGGGUGUGAAGACGCCGAUGAAUGUAUGUCUCGGCUUAGCAAGAGGCUUCCGAAAUGCCCCUCGACUGUACAACGAUGACACCGUCCGGCCGCCCGAGAAGGUGACGGACUUGGCCAGCGGUAUCAGGAUCGCCGCAAAGGAAUUUGGCUACGGCAUGUUUGACGGCAUUGGCGGACUUGUCACUCAGCCGCUGAAGGGUGCUGAAAAGGAAGGUGGGAUCGGUCUCAUCAAGGGCUUCGGCAAGGGCAUUGGCGGCUUGAUCCUCAAGCCCGCAUCCGCUGUGUGGUCCGUCCCCGCGUACACCAUGCAAGGUGUCCAUGCCACUCUCCGGAACGCUUUUUCGAGUAGCGUCCAGAACUACAUCAUUGCGUCUCGCAUGAGGCAGGGGAGAAUGGACCUGGAGAGUGCCAGCGUCGCGGAACGCGAAGACGUCGUUGCGCGGUGGAACAAUGUCAAAUUUGACCUGAAGAAUUUCCAGGCCAUGAAGCUGAAGGAACAGCGAGAGAAGCAGAGGGCUGAAGGCGAAGCUCCCUACGGACAACCUGAAAAGAGUCUCACGCCUCCGGUGACGGGCUGGGCUCACACGAGAAAACUGUCGUUUGAGGAAAGGAAACAGCUCCAUGCUCGGAAAGAAGCGUGGAAGAAGGGUCACGUUGAGGCCAUCGUCCCUGCCUCGAGGUCUGAUCUAUCGCUCCCGGAAUCUGGCUCAAUGAGCGCCGCCGAGGACGAAGAGUUUGAGCGCGCCAUCCGUGUAUCUGUUGCCCAGACUUCGCGUGGCAACCCCGAAGAAGAUGCUGCGGUUGAGCAGGCCAUCAGGGCAAGUGUCAACCACUUCCGCAGCAGCGGCUCUGGUGUUCCGGACGUACGGGCUGAGAAGGCCGUAUCCUAUGACAGAGACGCAAAGAACCAGGACCAGGACCCUUUUACGAGUGCGGAUCUGGAGAUCACGGACGAGGAGUAUCAGCGGCUCAUCGAGCAGGCCAUCCAGCAGAGCAUGUCUCUGCAAGCUGCGGGAGUGCAACCGGGCAAAGGAUCGCAUGGGGACGACGAAGAGUUCCAGCGUGCUCUCGAGCAGUCCAAGAUUGCCCAGCAGCACUCUGCACACGAAGAUGACGAGGAGUUGCAGCGGAUCCUGGAAGAGUCGAAGCGGCAGCAUGCGGAGGGACAUACAAACGAGGAGGAAGAAUUGCGCAAGGCAAUUGCAGCCUCGGAGGCAGCGCACAGGGAGCAGCAGAACAAGGACGCGGCGGCGCGGACGGAGGAGGAUGUUGUGAUGGAGUACGUCAAGAAGCAGAGUCUUGCUGAGGAGGAGUUCCGGCGGAACGCGUCCAAGGGCAAGGGGCGGGGCGCGGCGGCGGACGACGAUGAUGACGACGACGAGGAGCUUAGGAGGGCGAUGGAGGAAAGCUUGAAGAUGAGCGGGCGGCCGGGAGGGUCGAGCUCUUUUCAAUAA
Messenger RNA from Colletotrichum orchidophilum, 3942 nucleotides. RefSeq names its product glycosyltransferase family 28 domain-containing protein. NCBI's taxonomy places the organism in Eukaryota, Fungi, Ascomycota, Sordariomycetes, Glomerellales, Glomerellaceae. Gene Ontology annotation, biological process: carbohydrate metabolic process. The transcript has 4 exons. Bases 1 to 3942 code for a protein of 1313 amino acids. Gene Ontology annotation, molecular function: UDP-glycosyltransferase activity; hexosyltransferase activity. The record is from RefSeq and is a predicted model, not a curated record.